This is a messenger RNA of Rhineura floridana, 8856 nucleotides long. It is a transcript of the gene NFE2L2, whose product is annotated as NFE2 like bZIP transcription factor 2. Bases 300 to 2057 code for a protein of 585 amino acids. Gene Ontology annotation, molecular function: DNA-binding transcription factor activity, RNA polymerase II-specific; RNA polymerase II cis-regulatory region sequence-specific DNA binding. The transcript has 6 exons. Gene Ontology annotation, cellular component: nucleus. The record is from RefSeq and is a predicted model, not a curated record. Gene Ontology annotation, biological process: regulation of transcription by RNA polymerase II; cellular response to oxidative stress. NCBI's taxonomy places the organism in Eukaryota, Metazoa, Chordata, Lepidosauria, Squamata, Rhineuridae.
GCUGGUAGUUUCCCGUCAGGGUAGGACGAGCAGAGGGGAUCGGGGACAGCGGCGAAGCGAAACAGAGCGGGCAUCGUCAUACCAUCAAGAGCUUCCAUCGCUGCGCCUCAACGAGUCCAUUCGUCAGGGAAGAGGCGACCCCGCCCCAGGAAACUAGCGUACUGCACUAACGCUAUCGUCGCCGUUGUGUCUUCAUCGUUACUAUCACCAUCAGUACAGUACCAUGGAGGUCGAGGUGCCACAGGUGGAGGAAAGAAAUACCUGUCCUCUAUUUCCCCAGAGUAGGAACAAAUGGUGCAAUGGAUAUGAACCUGAUUGAUAUUCUCUGGAGGCAAGAUAUAGAUCUUGGAGCAAGGCGUGAAGUUUUUGACUUUAGCCAAAGACGGAAGGAAUAUGAGUUUGAGAAACAGAAAAAGCUUGAGAGCGAGAGACAGGAACAACUUCAGAAAGAGCAAGAAAAAGCCUUCCUAGCCCAGGUGCAGCUGGAUGAAGAAACAGGUGAAUUUGUUCCUAUUCAGCCUGCUCAAGCCAUUGAAUCAGGAAACACCAUCAUAUCUAAUAACUAUUCACAGGGUGUUCACAUUUCCAAACAAGAUGCAGAUGAACUGUUCUUUGAUGACUGUAUGCAGUUGUUGGCAGAAACUUUCUCAUUUAUAGAUGAUAAUGAGGUUUCCUCAGCUGAAUUUCCAAAAGUGGCAUCUUCUGAGAUUGAUAGAAACCAAGUGUUUGUUGAUUCUAAUAAGAUGCAGCCACUUGACUCAUCUCUCCUUCAGUCUACCAUUCCAGAGUCUAUAGUUGCAGAUGCUGAGAUGACACAAGACAUAGAACAAGUGUGGGAAGAACUGAUGUCUAUUCCAGAGCUGCAGUGUCUUAACAUUCAGAAUGACAAGCUGAUUGAAGUAACUCCAAACAUAUGCUCAGAAAAUACAGCAUCAGAGGCCGAUAUUAACUUUAACUUCUAUGAUUCAUUACCCACUAUGGAGAAAGUUGCCAAUUGCAGUCCAGAGUUCAGCCCUUUGGAAACUUCCUUUUCUAACAUAUUACUGCCAGAAGAUCUUAGCCAAAAUAACACAUUAUCUACAAGCACUGAUUUUUGUGAGGAUUUCUACUCUUCCUUUAUUGAUGUGAAGAUGAACAUGUCUCCUCCCACACCAGAUUUUGUGGAUCAGGCACUUGCUGGAGUUCUAAAUGAACCUAUUGAUCUUUCUGAUUUUGCUCAGUGCAAAGCUUUUAACCGUGACCUUGCAGAAAACACCCGAGAAUGUAAUGAUUCUGAUUCUGGCAUUUCACUGAACACAAGUCCCAGUACAACAUCUCCCACUCAUUCUAUUGAGUCAUCUUCUAUCUAUAGAGAUACAGGCUUCGGAUACAGUGAUUCUGAAAUGGAAGAGAUUGAUAGUGCCCCUGGAAGUGUGCAACAGAGCAAUGCUAAAAUGCAUUCAUUUCAGUUCCAUGCUCCAUUCUCUCCCUCUCCAGGACAAAGUAGCCCAAACCAUAAGUCACAGCUUACAAGUACUCCCAAAAAAGAAUUGCCUGCAAAUCCUGGUUAUGCUGAAGCUCCGUUUAUGAAAGACAAGUCCUACAGUCAACUUGAAGCUCAUUUCACCAGAGAUGAGCUUAGAGCAAAAGCUCUGCGUAUCCCUUUCCCUGUUGAAAAAAUAAUCAAUCUCCCUGUGGAUGACUUCAGUGAAAUGAUGUCUAAGGAGCAGUUCAGCGAGGCGCAGCUUACCCUGAUUCGUGACAUACGCAGGCGAGGCAAGAAUAAAGUGGCUGCUCAGAACUGCCGUAAAAGGAAACUGGAAAACAUAACAGAGUUGGAGUAUGACUUAGGUUAUCUUAAGGAUGAAAGAGAGAAGCUCCUUAAAGAGAAAGCAGAAAAUGACAAAAGCCUGCAUCUGCUGAAAAAGCAGUUGAGCACCCUAUACCUUGAGGUUUUCAGCAUGCUCCGGGAUGAAGAUGGCAAACCUUAUUCACUUAAUGAUUACUCACUGCAGCAAACAAGAGAUGGCAGCAUCUUUCUUAUUCCUAAGAGCAAGAAACCAGAGACUAAAUUUUGAAGAUCAGGGAGGGAGACUAAUACUCUCUGAACUAGUAUUUUUUUCAUUGGUAUCAUCUACUAGCAGGACUUCCUAUGAUGCAAAAUGUAUUUUCAAGUGACUUCACACAACUAUCUUUCUAGAGUCAAGUAUAUGAAUGCACUUAAAAUCAGUGUAAAACAAAUGUAUGCACAAUGGAUAUUUUUACGAGCACUAGUUCUUUUUUAUAUAGCAGCAACUUGACUAGUUUCUGUUCUAGUGUAAAUAUUUCAAAAUUUCUUAUUUAUAUACUGUUCCUAUACUUUGUUUUACUCAGCUGUGUAUUAAGUGUGAUUUAAAAUUUGUAAUCCUAAUUACUUUACAAGACCAAUCUUAUAUUUUCAGGUUCAUAAUUUGAUAAAUAUGACUGGAACAUUUGCAGUUCCUUGCAAAUGUUUCCUUGCUUUGCUUUAUUAUGAGAUUGAAUGUAGUGUUAGUAAACACAUAUAAUAAAGUAAUAUCAUUAGGACAGUCCAGCACAUUGAAGACUCAUUACUUUCAAAAGGAGAAUUAAAUGCAUGCUGCCUUUCUCAUUGAAAUGAAUGGAGCUUCAAGGUGUUACUUUUCAGAUGGAUUGCGUUCUUAAGUUGAAGCUUUGUUUUGCAUACAAGUGUAUGCUGUAAGUAAUGCUAAUAUCUAGAUUUUAUACAUUUAAAAAUAAAGUAAACAUACUCUUAGCCUAGAUUGUUUCAUUAGAAUGUGGUCUUAUCACAUUGCUUACAACUGUACCAUAUUGGAACAAAGUGACAUCCAAUUAUGUGAUUAUGUAAUGGAUUCCUAUUUACUCAAUUGAGCUUCCCCUUCCUCUCCAUAUAGCUCCAAACAUCUAUUUCAAUGGGUCUUCUCAACCCUCUGGAGCAGAUUUUGGGGCACACGAGAGAAAAAAGGGAAGCCCACUCACAUGGUGUUGGAUGUCAAUUAUUACUGGCUACAGGAUAAAGCUUUCUGCAAACCUAAGCAUUCGUUAGCAUGGACUAUAUGCAGUUCAAGUAAUAGUUCUGCGACUGUAUUACUCGGUACUUGGCUUCAUCCAAUGAAUUUGUCCAGUUAGCACAAGGACUUCUUCCUGGGCAAUGGGACUUCCUCUUCCCGUGCCAUCCCCAAGGAACAGAUUCAGGGAGCGGGGGGGGGGGGGAGACAUUUUAAGUCCAGUUGCACAGGUAGAAGUCCUUACACUAACAGAACGACUUUAUUAGAUACAAUCCUCCGACUAUAAGCCUUAAUAUAGAAAACCUUCUGUGGGUGCAGAAAGUGGCUUUCCAACAAGGAAAACGGAGCCAAUUCAGUUAAGUAAAAUAUGUAGUCUUCAGCAUUAAUUUAACGUGUGGCUUUCCAGUACUUUGAUCAUACACAGGCACAAAAUUCAGUCCCACUUAUUUCAUUGGAACUGAAAUACCAUGAAUAGUAUUGUAAUACGAUUCAUCCUGAUUCAUAUUAAAAGGGCUUUGCUAGAUGAUAAAAGUAUCUGGUUUCAAUGAUGGAUUAACUGUUUUGCUUUUAGAACAUGUGAGAUAUAGAAAUUAAACAGGCUACCUGAGUUUUUCAGUUCUGAGCAUGUCCAAUAAGGCCUUUUUUGUUUGGAGUAAAAUGAGGAAAGUGUUUUCAUGAAACACAUUGAUCAGCUGAAAAACGACACCACCCCUCCCACUUCUGUACCCAUUACUCUUCUCACAUCCAUCAAAGAAAUCACACGCUUUCUAAAACAUCCCACAUUUAAUUCCUUUUUAUUCAGAAUGUAAAACUUCUUGCUCCUAGUAUUCAUCACAGGUAUUGCAUUCUGGCAGUGAAGCAUCUGAUAGGAUUGUGGUUGAUCUGGUGUGAUAGUAUACAAUGUAAUUCCAAGUGGUCAAGGAAUUAAGUUUUCAAUCUUUAAAGCUAGCUUCUGAAGGAAAAGCAAGAGAUCAGGAUUAUUAUCAUCAGGCAGGCUUAGGGUCAGAAGUAGUUUAUGGGUUCAGUUCCUAGAAGGGAGAGGGAGUCCCGGUGCAAAAGACAUAGAUCAGGGGGUGGCCACACCCCUCAAGUGCUUUUUGAUGGGUGGAAUGAGUCUUUGAACUGCAAUAAUUAUCUCUUGCUUGCCUGGAUUGAAAAAGGUAUGUGUGGUGAGGCUUUAGAAACCUUUGGCUUUUGCAUGGCUGGAAUGUAGCCUGGAGUUAAGAGUUGCAUCUGUUGCUCCAUCUGCUUUUUGCCUGUGGCCCUACUCGGCACUAGUGUGUGGCCCCUGGAAGGUAGUCCACAAGGGAAUAUGGCCAUCCAGAUGAAAAAGGCAGCAGGAAAGGACGCUUGAGGGAAAAAGCAGAUAAGGGCCUUGGAAAUGUUUUUGGCAGAUCUUAAUGCUUGGUAGGUGCCCAUGCUGGGGUAGUGAGACAGAAGUUGUAGGAACGUCGGCUACAGGAAAUAAGACAGAAACUGCAAGAGGUUGAAAAGCCCAGGCUGAAGGAAACAAUUGUCAGAGUUCAUAUAUCUUUAUCCCAUACUGCCUGCUCCAUUGAGUGCAUGGUAGCAUAUGUAGUCUUUCCCCCUCUCAAUUUUAUCCUCAUUAUCACCUUAUAAUGUAGUUUAGGCUAAGAUACAGUGAUUGGCCCAAAGUCACUCAAUGUUUAAUGAGCAAGGCCUUUGAAGCUGGGUCCUGCCAGUUGUGGUCCAGCACCCUUAACCACUGCUACUACUGUGAAUUUACAGCUGGAGGUGGAACUACAGCUGCUUAAGUUCUUAGCAGGCAGCCACACCUCAUUUUCCCUUAAUUACAGGGGCAAAGAAGCCUAGUUCUUACUGCUUAAGGCAACACAUGGAAAGGCAAAGCUGAUUUUCUAAUCCACCCCAGCCUUGGUGUGCUUUCUAGUGUCUGAAUUGUCCUUGUUAUUACGUGAAGAAAUAGCUUUCUCAAUUUUUUCCAGUUCUUGACUCUUUCAAAGGCUGAAAUUUACCCCUAAAGUAGAGGCUAGAAUCAAAGGCUGCUGCCACACAUCCAAGGAUGUGUACAGUUUGUAAAACUAAUGGAAGGAUGCCAUUCCAACAUUCUCUUGAGUAAUCCAGAACUCUUCAACUUCAAUAUAGAAGCUAGAAGGAAAACACAUGCAAAUGGAUUGUCAGUGAUGCAGAAAUGAAGACCUAAUAGCCAAAUACAAUUGAAAGGAUUUGCCAACGCUUAUAAUUUAAUAACACUUUAUUGUGUUUGAUCAAGAUGGGUUGGAGAUACUUUUCAGCUUGUGGAAAAUAGAUGGUUGUAUUUGUUCAGGAAUAGUCACCCUGCAGAGCAGAAGAGAAAAUACAAAAAAUUUAGCACAUUAAGAACUUCAAGGAGCAUCCCAGCCUUGCCACCUAGUCGAUGAACACUUAUACCUUCCUCCAGUACCUAACACUCUUCUCUCUUCCCUACAAGUCUUCUCAAAACCUCAAACAUGCACUUGGCUAAGCCCGCCUGGUUUUGGGACAGCACUUAAACAAGUCCAAACAGAAUUCAGGUCUUCCCUUCAUAGGCAUGGGGCAGCCACCGCCUGCUACUUGGGUAGGAAGAAAAUAGAUGCACACACUUACCCAGUUCUAUCUUCUGUUGGGUGUGUGUGCCAAAUGAAAACACAAGCACCUUGGCCGUACCUAUUUUAGAAAAGAAAAAGAGCACAGGCACUGUUACUCAGAUGCCUUAGAACAGCAGCAAACUGCAAUCCAUCUCUCUAGUGCAGUAGUUUUGGAUAAGACACAGAUUAGGGCCUUGGCCCUGUAACACUGUGUGCCCUACAUUAACCAUAAUGUUUGAUGCAUCUACCUGUAGACAGGAGAAAUCUACAAAUGUGUAUUUUUCCAAUCCAAUUUAAUGGUUGAAUAGGAGUGGGAAUGUGAUGCUGACAAAGCCUACAUGCCAAACAGGCAAGAGCCUACCCUCAUUAGCACGCAGACCCACCACAGAUAAAGAAUAAGGCAAAAACGUUCUAAGUAUUUCUUGUAUUAUGCAGUAUUCAAGAUUAAGGAAAUAUUAUGUGGGAAAAUCCCAACAAGAUACCAGACAGCCAUUCUUAAAGAUUAAGGUUACCUGAAAGCCAAUUAUUUGGAAGGGACAUCACGUACUCGAGUUCCAGACCAGUAAAUUACCGAUUUUCUUGUCUGAAAUUCAGUAAUUAAGAAUAUUACCAACAGGAAAUCUUCAGUAUUCAACUGCAUUCUUACCACUGUAUUACCUAUUUACUUGGAGACCAAUUCUAGCAGUUUCAAUGUGACUAGCUUCCAAAUAAAGCUUCAAGGCCCAAUCACACUAUCAGGUGUGUGAUGGCAGUUGGAAUUCAAGUCGAGAUUGAUGCAAAUCUUUGCAUCAGUAUACAAUUUAUUUGCUGGGUUUCCCCAAACCUAUUUAUACUAAUGAACAUGAAAUUCAGUUUAAAAACACUUUUACUUUGUGGGAAGUUAGCAUAAAAAGAUGUAAUCUUGUAUAAACUAUUUUGCAUGUGCAAGGCCAAGUCCCACUUCAAAUAUUGCCUCAUCAAAACAACUCAUUACACAAGCUACACCUAAGUGCUCAAAUACAAUCUGGAUGAUACUGACUUACCUUUUAGGAUUCUUGCAAGCAUUGCUAAAGCUCUUGAAAGUCGUAUCAGUGCUGAAUGCCACCAGUUACAAUUUCUCUAUAAAUCAGCCAGAUGAGAUCUUCACUUUUAAUGCUGGAUUGCUCACAUUUGGAAGUACUAUGAGGAAGUGUUGACACUCACCUUAUAUUUGCAUAUUUGCUGUAUUUUCAAAGCCCAAAAUACAGUCAUGGGCACAUCAAUGUUUUAUAUUGUACUAAAGAGCCUUAUCAAGCCACAUGUUUUCCAGCACGUAAGACAUCCACAUCUGGUCAAGCAAGGGUUUCUUCUACAAUCUGCAAGUCACAAGAGAUUUUUCUUACCUUGUUCAGAAAAGAGUUGUUCUUUAAUUCAUUAAAAGUGUUAGAGACAAACCUUACCUAUUCUUAUUCCCCUUCCUUUCAGGUCUAAAUGCUAGACCUAUGACUCUGGGUCAACCCAAGUCAAGUAGCUAUGACUCAAGGAGGUUCCAACUGGUGAAGAACUCUUGCUAGACUUUCUUCGAUAUUUCAGGAGUGAUAGGCAGUUAUAACUAGCUUUUGGAAAGCUGCCCACUAUCAGCAUAGUAUCUUAUGCCUUCACUUUUGUGGAAGUUGAAGCUGGUGCUGUCGCUGCCUUGUCAUUCUUUAAUUAUGCUGACUUGUCCACAUACACAAUAGGCUGAUGGAAGUCCUGUCUGAGUCUCCUUUGAUCCACACUUUGGCUAAGAGAUACAUCCUAAAGUCUUUAAAGCUGGUUAAUUGCUGUCCUUUGCUUACACUUCUCCAAAUUCACAUCAGAGAACUAGGUCUAAGUCACUGGCACCAAUAACUGGCACAGACUGCAUAAUUAAGAAGUGCAGAACAGUUUAACAACUAUAAAAUUGUACUUUUCCUACGUGCCAUCAAGAUCCCACCUCCCCAUUCCAGUAAGAAGAGAUCAAUCCAUCAUCCAGUAAUAUCUCUGCAAUCAAUAGGCCUGGAAGGGAUGAUUUACAUCCACCCUAUUCUUGUAAGAAGAAAUUUACACAUACAGGUUAGUAAUGGGAAGAUGCCAUACCACAAUACCAAACAGAUCCCCCUGCAACAAGUUUUUCCUCCUGGAUUAUAGAACACAGUUUCCUGAAAUGUUAUACUGAGAGGCCAACCACCCACCACCUGAAUAUAUACUAUGAUACUGCAGAGCUUCAGGGCUGUAUCAGUGCUUGACCCUUGGUUUAGCACACUUAUACUUUUUGAGAUUUAACCACAGCAUUCUACACCCAACAACCAUAACUGUAUGCCUUGUUUAACAGGACAGAAUCAAGAUGCUUGUAUUUCAGACUCAUCUUCCACAUGCCAAACAUAUACACUGGUUGAACCUACAACCAAUUUAGAGCAACAUUUUACAGUGUCUGAUAAUCCAUUCCUGUACUGGAAUUAGGUUUACCUUAAUACUGUUCAUUGGCCUAGAGAAGAAGUAACAGGAGAAAAAUUCCAGCAUCAUACUGGCAAGUGUCUGAGUUUCUUCUACUCAGUGUGCCCUACUCUUCAGGAUGUGUACUGAGAGAAAGCACUGCUCUGGCAAUAGUUAAAAGAGAAGUCUGAUCAGAUUGAGAAGGACAGCAAAUUACCCGGGAACAUGGCUGUACACAAAUUUGGGCAAGUGAAGGAGUAGACCACACCCCUAUGGUUUUGAAUUCUAUCAAGUUUUGACCACAUGAUUCACAUGUAUAAAAAUAUGGAUUUAUAGCCACAAGACUUGUUAACGACAAAUAUAUUUAAUGUUCAGCCCAGAUAUUUCCUAUUGCUAGAAAGGAUUGCUACAUUGCAGUUUUCACUUCACUUUCAAGGCCUAUGAUCAGGGCAUUAGAAAGUGUGUGAAAUGUGUAAGUUUGCUGAUGGUCAAGAAGUUUAUACUCAUCACAAGAAACUUGGAGGGAUUGUGGCUGUACUGUAAGUUUGCUCCAGAUAGAAAGGGCAUGGAAAAAUACACAAAGUAGACAUAAUGACCAUUACAGAUGAACCCAUAUUUUUAGGGAAAAAAUAUAGACAAAUGAAGUUAUACAAUUAAGCUAAGUAACAGACCCAAGUUAUUGGUUUCAAAGUUUUAAUUCAAAAAGAGUUUGUGCACACGCACUUAAUCUGUUUGCUGUUUGGGGGUGGGUGUUAAGCUUCAAUAGUAAUAAACCUGUUCUGCCAGUGCUUAAUGUAGUUCCUGUAUAUAUCAGUGAAAUGGGAGGCAAACUGAAUAAAGCUUUAAAAUAUCUC